AUGGACGCGCCAUCGUCCAUUCGCGUUCUCAAGUCCGCGCGUGGUAGUGGCUCGCUCGGCUCGCUCACGCGCACACUGCGCGGCGCGUUCCUGCCAGAGGGUUACCCUGAGAGUGUUACAGACGACUAUCUGGCGUUUCAAACGUGGGAUACCCUCCAGGGACUGUCGACGUACAUCCGCAGCAUGCUAUCCACGCAGGUGCUGCUGGCAGGGCUGGGAGUGGGCAGCGCAUCUGCAUCAGCCAUCAGUGCCACGUUCCAGUGGUUCGUGCGUGACUUCACAGGCAUGCUUGGAGGGAUUCUUUUCGCCAUGUACAAGGGAUCGAAUCUCGACAGCAAUGCCAAGCAGUGGAGGCUGGCUGCUGACGUCAUCAAUGAUGUCGGGAUGCUUCUGGAUCUGCUCUCGCCCCUUGUGCCCUCCGCCUUCCUGCCGCUGCUCUGCCUGGGCAGCAUCUCCCGAGCCAUAACCGGCACUGCCAGUGGGGCCACCAGAGCGGCACUUACACAGCACUUUGCUAAAAGGCAAAACGCGGCAGACAUCUCCGCUAAGGAGGGCAGUCAGGAGACGGCAGCAACGAUGGCGGGCAUGCUGGCGGGGAUGGUGGUGGGGCAGCUGGUGGCAGGCAAUGUGGUGCUUCUGUGGACCGUCUUCCUCGCCCUCACCGCCUUCCACGUCUAUGCCAAUUACCGCGCUGUGAAGAGCCUGUGCCUCACGAGCCUCAAUCGAGAGAGGGCUGCGCUGCUGCUGCUGGCGUACCGAGGCGAUCAGAAGCGAGUCCUCUCACCAACUGCUGUCUCUCUACAGGAGCGUCUCAUUCCCUCCCUGCCUCAGGACAGCCACGGCAGGGCGCACAUGCUCAUGGGGCAUGUGCACUUGGGAGCUCGGUUGAGUGACUUGCACGGCAAGAAACUAGACCUUGCGGUGCGGCAAGCCAUCAGACGCUAUGCCAAAGGUCGUUACCUUCUGGUGUUCACACCCACAAGAUCACCACCAUUACAAUCACAAUCUCCACCAUCGCCAUCGCCAUCAUUGCCACAUGUCCACGCCAUCAUUCAUCGAGAUGCAUCGAAUGCGGACGUGCUUCGGGCGUACAUCCACGCUCUCACAGCCCUCCAAGAGGUCUGGCAAGAGGUUCGGAAUGGAGCAGGCUCGGAUACAGGCUUGGGAGGGAGUGGAGCUUCGUCGAGGCUGUCAGUAGUGGAGGCGGCGGAGGCUCGGGCAGCUGCCUGGAUGGCGUCAGAGUAUUCGCAGUUUAUAGACAAG
Messenger RNA from Closterium sp. Naga37s-1, 1263 nucleotides. Lineage: Eukaryota; Viridiplantae; Streptophyta; Zygnematophyceae; Desmidiales; Closteriaceae. The record is from the annotation of a GenBank genome assembly.